Molecule: messenger RNA, 987 nt
Organism: Monodelphis domestica (gray short-tailed opossum)
Lineage: Eukaryota; Metazoa; Chordata; Mammalia; Didelphimorphia; Didelphidae
Product: transcription elongation factor SPT4-A-like
Biological process (GO): transcription elongation by RNA polymerase II; transcription elongation-coupled chromatin remodeling; regulation of DNA-templated transcription
Cellular component (GO): nucleus; DSIF complex
Molecular function (GO): zinc ion binding; RNA polymerase II complex binding
Source: RefSeq, a predicted model, not a curated record
AACCCCUGUCUCCAAGAGAUUUCAGAACACUUUAAACAAUCUGGCUAGUCCUGCAGGGAUGAAGAUGUUAACUCAGCCCGGCCCCCUGAACUGGGAGACCACGUGAUAAUCUGAGGGGCGGGGCAGAGGGACACAGAAUAACCUUUUAAGGCAGAAAGGGGAGGUCCCUGCUAAAGGCACACCCUGGCCGGAAGUUGUCAGCCUUCCUAAGGGGAAGGAUCAACACUUCCUGCACAGGUGGGGAGUAACGGUCUGGUCACUAUAGUCCUUGCUCAGGUGAUUUUCCUCCUCUUCUGGAGCCACCAUGGCACUGGAGACCGUUCCCAAAGAUUUGCGACAUCUGCGAGCUUGUCUUCUCUGUUCCUUGGUUAAGACAAUAGACCAGUUUGAGUAUGACGGCUGUGAUAAUUGCGAUUCAUACCUACAGAUGAAAGGGAACCGAGAGAUGGUGUAUGACUGCACAAGUUCUUCUUUUGACGGGAUCAUUGCAAUGAUGAGCCCGGAGGAUAGCUGGGUCUCUAAAUGGCAGCGAGUCAGUACCUUCAAGCCUGGAGUUUAUGCAGUGUCUGUCACUGGCCGCCUGCCUCAAGGAAUCGUGCGGGAGCUGAAGAGCCGAGGUGUGGUUUACAAAUCUAGAGACACUGCGGUAAAGACCUAGGGAGCCACGGAGGGCUCCAACCCACUCUGCUCUCAACCCUUACCACUACAGAGAUUUUGCUGGACAACAAAGUACUAUUUUUUCCCUGCCCUUUCUUCAUCCGCCAGUCUUAGAGGAUUGUCAGGAGCAGAAAUGAAUGUGGGAAAAUUGAUUCUGGGCUGUUGAAAAAGGGUUGGAUAUAAAGGGUUAUGGAGAUGUUGAGAGAGUACUCUGCUUUCAUAAGUGCUAGGCUAUUAGAUAGUGAAUGGGUCAUAUGAUAAUAAAUGUAAACUCUUGCACUUUCCUUCCCCAAAGAGAAAUAAAAACAAAAUGAUGAGUGUUUUCCUUGA